Molecule: messenger RNA, 6084 nt
Organism: Megalopta genalis
Lineage: Eukaryota; Metazoa; Arthropoda; Insecta; Hymenoptera; Halictidae
Gene: BRWD3
Product: bromodomain and WD repeat-containing protein
Biological process (GO): regulation of transcription by RNA polymerase II; regulation of cell shape; cytoskeleton organization
Cellular component (GO): nucleus
Molecular function (GO): protein binding
Source: RefSeq, a predicted model, not a curated record
AAUCGGGUAUGGGGGGGACUACUUUCCGUUGAGGAGGUGAGCGUGCGUGUGCGUCUCGCGGUCGAGACCUCGCGAGAGAGAAAAUGAAAUCCGAAAUGGUUAUUGCCGCGCUAUGACCCUAAAAAGUAAAUGUUUCUCUUUGUCCGUGAGUGAAUAAUAAACGAUUGGUCAGGCAAAAUGGAGGGCAGCGUGUCCAAGAACGGGACUGCAAUAGCACCAGAACUGUACUUCCUAAUUGCCAAAUUCUUAGCGGCGGGACCAUGUCGUGAGACCGCAGAAGUGUUGAAGCGUGAAUUGGAGCGAGCUAAGGUUUUGCCGCAAAGGAAAGAUUGGGAAGGGCACGUACAUAAUCAAACGUUUGAAGAGUUGGAAAAGAAGUAUCCUCAUAUUGGACCGGAACAUUUAUUACAAAUAUGUGCCAGAAUUGGUCCAGUAUUAGAAAAGGAGGUACCUCCUUGUAUACCUGGAGCAAUAUCUCUUCUUGGCGCAGGCAGACAAUCUUUAUUACGUACGCGCGAAGAUGUGUUACGUCAAGUGCGUGGGAUCACUUCGUAUUCUGGAAGAAUAGGUGGAAAACCUUUUAUGGAAUCAUCUUACAGCUUAUCAGUGCCUAAUAUAGUACAUGUACUUCAAGGAAGGGAAAAUUCAGGUCCUCUUAGCAGGCGUGAGGCAAUACCCACAAAGUUCUAUAAUAAAAUGCAAUUGUACAGACAUACGUUAGGACAUUUAUCUGCAGUGUAUUGUGUUCUUUUUGACCGUACAGGCAAAUAUAUUAUAACUGGUGCAGAUGAUUUACUUGUUAAAGUAUGGAGUUCUGUUGAUGGACGUUUAUUAGCUACUUUUCGAGGUGCAUCUGCUGAAAUCAUGGAUAUUGCAGUCAAUUUCGAUAACACUCUACUUGCUGCUGCAAGUCUAGAUAGAAUAUUAAGAGUUUGGUGUUUUCAAACUAUGUCCCCAGUAGCAGUUUUAUCUGGACAUUCAGGUAUGAUUACAUCGGUUAAUUUUUGUCCUAUAUCUUGCAAUGGUGUGUACUACUUGGUUUCUACAAGCACAGAUGGAUCUGUUGCGUUCUGGUCUCAUACAAAGAAAGGAAAAGAAAGAGCAAUGUUUCAACCAAAACCAAUUCAGUACCAUGAGAAAAUGCGACCUGGUCAAGCACAAAUGAUAUGUGCUUCAUUUAGUCCUGGUGGAGCAUUUAUGGCAGCUGGUUCAGCUGAUCAUCAUGUUAGAGUAUAUGCAAUGUUAGGAGAUGAAGGACCACGUAGAGUGUUAGAAGUUGAAUCGCAUUCUGAUACAGUUGACAGUAUACAAUGGGCACAUAGUGGUUUAAAGUUCAUUUCUGGAUCUAAGGAUGGUACUGCAAACGUAUGGCACUUUGAAGAGCAACAGUGGUUGUAUAAACGUUUGUUGAUGACCACAAAGCUUUCUGGUGAAUCUGAGGCAGAGGAUGAUACUAACAAAAAAGCUAAAGUGACCAUGGUUAGUUGGGAUGUGAGUGAUGAGUGGGUUAUUACAGCUGUGAACGAUAGUUCACUAAAAGUAUGGAAUGCAAAAUCAGGCGAACUGGUAAAAGUUCUUCGUGGACAUAAAGACGAAGUUUUUGUGUUAGAAUCUCAUCCAAUAGAUCCUCGUGUUAUACUGAGUGCUGGGCAUGAUGGGCAGCUUAUAAUAUGGGAUGUAUUGAAUACAGAACCAAUAGCUUGCUUCCAAAAUUUUAUUGAAGGACAGGGUAACGGUGCUGUUUUUGAUGCAAAGUGGUCUCCGGAUGGAACAAUGUUGGCAGCUACAGAUUCUCAUGGACAUCUUUUACUAUAUGGAUUUGGUUCCGGUGUUCAUAAACUUAAAAUAAUACCAAAAGAAUUAUUUUUCCACACGGACUAUAGACCGUUAAUACGAGACUCAAAUAAUUAUGUUUUGGAUGAACAAACGCAAACAGCACCUCAUUUAAUGCCUCCACCAUUUUUAGUGGAUGUAGAUGGAAAUCCUUAUCCGCCAGAAUUGCAAAGAUUAGUUCCUGGAAGAGAAAAUUGUAGAGGGGAACAAUUAGUUCCAAAUAUUGCAGUAGGUGCCGGAGGAAUGCAGGAAGUUAUUGAAGGCCUUCCAGCUCAAGAACCACGAUCUAAUAUUGAUCAAUUAAUUGAAGCGUUAGCGCAAAGACAAAAUCUUUACGGUGGUGGCGAUGAUAGAGAAGAAAAUGUACUGGAACAACCGAUUCGUCAAAUGGCUAGUCCUCGAGGGAGUAGAUCAGGUUUGAGACGAGCGGGCGAUGUUGAAGGUGUACGGCAAAGUAGUGGCAAUUGGCAAAGAGAUAAUACUACACCUUGGAAUACGCCUAUUCUCGCUCGACCUAUGAAUCCAGCCGUUAGGGAAACUCAAUAUAGAGCUAUAAAUGCAAUGGCAGAAAUGGAACUUGAAAAUUGGAGACGUGAGAUGCGAAGAAGGCCACAACCAACAUCUAACACUGCCAAUACUGAAGGUAAUAUAGGCAGUCGUUUGGCAAAUAGAAAACGCAAUAGAACUGCUAGACAUGGAUAUAGAACUAGAGCUACACGUGGUGAAGAACAAGAGGAGGAAGAAUUUGAGAACGCUGAUAAUGGGGGGACUACAGGAAGUUCAGCCAGUAGCAACAGUAAUGAUUCAACAGCGCAUGAAGAAGACUUGUGUUCUGAUAGUUCCAGUUCCGAAUCUAGUACUGAAUAUUCAGACUGGAUUGCUGACCAUGGUUUAAAUCUUGAACCACCAAAACGAAGUAAACGUAAGCCUGUGAAAAAGCGAUCUCUUACACCUCCAAGUGACACAGACAGAAGACGUAGUAGACGUCCUAAGAAAAAGGCUGUUUCAGUACCAAAUGGGAUUGACGAAAUCCCAGAAGUUUUCAGACCCUCUGAAUGGCUUACUGAAAUAAUACCACGAAAAGCUCCUUAUUAUCCACAAAUGGGUGAUGAAAUAGUAUAUUUCCGACAAGGACAUCAAUUUUACUUAGAUGCUGUCAGAAAUAAAAAAGUGUAUGAACUUGGUCCACGAUGUGAACCAUGGAAUAAAGUCAAUAUAAGGGCACAGGAAUUUGUAAAAGUAGUGGGUAUUAAGUAUGAAAUUCGUCCACCUCGAUUAUGCUGUUUAAAGUUGGCGUUAAUGGAUGAAGAUGGGCGAUUAACAGGAGAAAAUUUUACUAUUAAAUAUCAUGAUAUGGCUGACGUGUUGGACUUCCUAGUUUUACGUCAAACAUUUGACACAGCUUUAGCGCGUAGUUGGUCUGAGGCUGAUCGAUUUCGCUGUAUGAUCGAUGAUGGUUGGUGGAUGGGACAAAUACAGUCAAUGGAACCUUUGGAUGAAGAUUUUCCAGAAUCAUUUUUCAUGUGCUUUCGCGUCAGAUGGGAUAAUGGGGAAUAUGAAAGAAUGAGUCCUUGGGAUCUCGAACCAAUUGACGAAGACAGACUUCCUGCAGAACUUGGAGGUGCUGUUCCUGUGCUUCCAGAAGAGAUACAAACAAUAUUGUACCAGCCUCAUGCAGAAGAAUGGCCAAUGGGGGAUAGAGAAGCAACAUGCCAUAGGAUUAUACGUGGAUUAGAUCAAGUGAUGAGUCUUGCGAUUGCAGAACCUUUUGUCGCACCUGUUGAUCUCAAUACUUACCCAGCUUAUGCAUUUGUUGUGGAGUAUCCUAUUGAUUUGUCAACAAUAAAGGCUCGUUUUGAAAAUCAUUUUUAUCGAAGGAUUACGUCCGCGCAGUUUGAUGUCAGAUACUUGGCAACAAAUGCAGAACAAUUUAAUGAACCACAUAGUCAAAUAGUGAAACAAGCAAGAAUAGUUACUGAUCUUUGUCUACGUAUCAUAAAGGAAACUACAGAAGUCGAUGUACCAGCUAUUUAUCAUCAGUUAGUUGAUACAUAUCAUUCUUCUGACUCAGAAGUUGAUAUAGAGGAAGAGAAAAAUAGACCAUCGACAAGUACUCAAAGAGCAACUUCAAGUAGAAAUUUGCGGUCACAAGAAGUGGCAAAUGACUGGCAGUUAGCUUGCCGACAAUUGUUAGAAAUGUUAUGGCAAUGCGAAGAUUCAAUACCCUUCAGAGAACCAGUUGAUAGAUUAGAACAUCCUGAUUAUCAUCAAAUUAUAGAUACACCAAUGGAUCUACGUACAGUAAAAGAAGAUUUAUUAGGGGGUAAUUACGAAACACCCUUAGAAUUUGCCAAAGAUAUGAAACUAAUAUUUACAAAUAGCAGAAAUUACAACACUAAUAAACGUUCAAGAAUAUAUUCAAUGACAAUAAGGUUAUCAGCUAUGUUUGAAGAACAUAUGCGGAAAAUUAUUUCGAAUUGGAAAUCUGCCAGAAGACGCAAUAAUAAUAGAUCGAAUGCAAAAGGAAAAGGAAAAACGGGUAAAGUUCGGUUACCAAAUGGUACAGGGCCUCCAAAAUCAAAAACCGCUUGUAUAGUCGAUGACGACGAUGACGACGAUGCAAAUAGUGAUGACGAAGACGCAGAGGAAAUAAGAAAAAAGAAUACUUCAAACGUAUUUGAACCAGGACCAUCACGUAUGACGAAUGGCCAUACCAAAAGAUCUGGCAAUUCAUCACGAAUGUUAAAAUUAAGAAUUUCUAGGUCUACUGUAUCUAAAAAAACAACAAAAGAAAGUGAAAGUGAAGCUAGUGAAUCGGAUGCUUCCAUAGAUAGUGAAAGUAGUGGUAGUGUGCCAGUAAGAAGGACACGAGCAAGAACGGCAGUACCUAGUGCAAGUACUGAUAGUGAUUCUGGAGAUGUAUAUACACCCAGUAGUCGUGAGAAGCAAACUCGAAAGAAUCGCACCAAAAAUAGCAAAACCAAUAAACAAGGAAAAUCUAAGUUAAAAUCAUUUGCUGCUGCAGCUACUACCAAUGAUGAUGACGACGACGACGACGAAGAUGAGGAAGACGAACAAUUAGCUGCGCCUGAAUCAUCGGACGAAGAAAGUGAAGAGGAAGUUAUCAACAGAAGCAGCACGAGAUCACGCAAACUUGCAUCUGCUUCUGAACACAAGGAUAAUAUAACGAAAAAUGGAAAGAAAGAUGAAAGUCAGAGUGAAGAAGAUGAAGAUGACGAUGAGGAAGAGGAAGAAGAAGAAGAACAACAACAACAACAACAAUCUCAACAUAAUCAAGAUUCGGACAGCGAGGACUCGGAUACAAUUUUUACGCCGUCAAGGCCACAGAGAAAAGUUCGUGUAUUCAGAGAAACGCAUGUACAUGAGAUCAUACUAAAUUCAAGGAGAACUGCAAAACGUCCUCGUUACAAUGAAGAAAGUGACGAAAGCAAUACAAUGCCUGUUAGGAACCGACGUAAAAUUAAGCGUCAGUCUUAUGCGGAAAAUAGUGACGAGAGUUUACCAGAACCUGAAAACGUACCAGGCAUUAGUAUAAGUAGUAGAGGACGUGUACGGAAAAUGACAGAAAGAGCACUGGCGUUUCUUGAAUUGACUCGAGAAUCACCCUAACAGCAUCUUUUAUGCUAGUAAUAAAAGUGUAAGUUAUUGAUCGUUUGAAAAAUGACUCUUGCGAUCAGUUAGGAAUAGUGUAAAAAUUUUAGAUGUUAUUUGAUAAUGUUUGUUCUUUGAAACAUGCGGCUGUAUCCAUAUUAGUAGCAUUACACGAAGUCUGUGUAUGCUAGGAUAUUAUUUGCCUGAAAAUCUUUGCAUAAGAUUAUUAUCAUAGACUGUACGUACGAACACUUGAGAUUGUCAUAGCAAUUCAUGAUAAACACUGCUACAAAGUACUUCCAUUAUUAUGAAGCACGUUGAUAAUGUUAUUUUUUUAUGUUCAAAUACACCGUUGAACGAAUAAUGUGUAGGAUAACUUGGUAGCAAGCGGAAACAGUGAAACUUUAACGUUAUUUUGUUUUCAUAAUUAUUCAUAUACAUCUUUCAUAACGAUACUGAUUCUUCGUAUAAUGAUAUACUUACAUAAUUUUAUCAUACUCUGAAUUCCUGUUGUUUGAAAUGCAAUGACAGCUACAUCGUUACGUAUUUCAAUGAGUCAUUAUUUUUGCAAAAUGUUCCAAAGUGUUAUUAAUAUAUACUGGUUAAAGAAACAGAUAGAUAAAUAUUCUUUACAAAUUC